Molecule: messenger RNA, 8397 nt
Organism: Nerophis lumbriciformis (worm pipefish)
Lineage: Eukaryota; Metazoa; Chordata; Actinopteri; Syngnathiformes; Syngnathidae
Source: RefSeq, a predicted model, not a curated record
AUGAGCAACCUGGAGCGAGGAGGAACAAUGGCAUCGAAGGAGAGGCUGUACGAGCUGUGGAUGUUGUACUACACUAAGAAAGAUGUGAGUUAUCUGCAACAGUGGCUUGAUGCAUUUGUAGCAUCCUUUGAAAGGCUCAUAGAUGUGCACUCACUCGAGCCGCGGAGAGUGGAGGAGUGCACUUCUGAGGUGCCUCUGCUCCCCAAAGAGGUCCUGGUGUUCCUCAGCACACAGCUUUGGCAAAGUGCAUCACAUCUGUCAAACACCCAUGACCAUAUCAGUAACACCCCCCACCCUCUACUCCUCAUAAAAUUCUUCAUCAUUGUCUGCAGAAACAUGGAGAACAUUGAUCCAGAGAAGACUCCUGGUUUUGUUUUUGAAACGAUCAAGCUUUUGAAUUUUUGUUUGCAUCAGAUAAAGAAUGGUGAGGGGGAGCAGUCAACGCUGCAGUCCGUUGUGUAUUUCGGACUAGUGCUAUGCGAGAGUGUCUUUGACCCGUAUCAGACGUGGAGGAGACGUCUGGCAGGAGAGGAGGUUAGCUUGCUGGAGAGGAACAAGUACAAAUUCUUGCCGCUGCCUCUGCCAGAGGAGCUGACUGCUCUGUUCCACGAAAGUCUGCAGGACAGUGAGAAAAUCCCAGAGCUUCUCACACUCAGGCUAGUUCAUCUUCAGGGAGCUAUCAUUAGUGGGGGCAAGAAUAAUGGUCUCCUGGCUGUCACCUCUCACUCUGUUGAGGACCUCUUUUCAGUGCUACAAGUUUGGUGCUGCAGGGGCGUUCAUCAGUCGAAGGACACGACGCUCCCUCGGCUGACCUUGCAAUGCCUGACCGCAAUGAUCCACUUGCUGCAUUUUAGCAGCCCUUCAGAGCGACAAGUUAACAUAAAGACCAUACUGCAGAGUUUUUUUCAGCUCCUUAACUGGAACCGUCCACUGAGCAGUGAACUGCAAGACAGGCAGAACUCUGAGGAAAGCCUGAUCUUGCUUCAGAGCUUAAUGCUGACUGCAGUACCUGAGAUCCUGCAGUGUUCGGACCGGCCUGCCCUCCAGGCUGUCUUCCUGAACAACAACUGCUUUGAACACAUCCUCAGGCUAAUACAGAACAGCAAGCUCUUUCAGAGCAACAGGCUUAGGCCGAAGAGUGAGUGUGACCUCACUACAAGUUUACUCACAGAGGUCAAAGUGGACCAGGUGCUGGAGCGAGGUUCGGACAGCAUCACAGUGCACGCUUUAGGAGUUCUAACAGCCAUAAUGAGUAACUCGCCCACUGCCAAGGAGACAUUCAAGGAGCGGAUUGGCUACUCCCAGCUAUUUGACGUGCUCAAGAGUCAAGGUCAACCCACCAAAAGGCUGCUGCAGGAGCUGAUGAACAUGGCAGUGGAAGGCGAGUAUGCCCACGCACACCAUUUAGGCAUUAGUAAUGACCAACCCUUGCUGCUGCUUCUGCAAUGGCUCCCUGAGUUACACGGCCAUAGAGAGCUUCAGCUACUGGUAGCACAGUGGCUGGCCACUGUAUGCGGCGGGUCCCUAUCAUGUCGGACUGUGGCAGUAGAGGCAGGCAUGGUAGGGGCUCUCCUCCAGGUGCUCUCGCAGCCCCAGCACUUGGACAAGCAGUGUGCAGAUGCUCUGCUGGGGCUCCUGCAAGACCUGGGCUCACUUUGUUUGAAGCCCGAAGAGUUGAGGAGCCUUCUCAAACUGCUCAGAUUGGAUCAGGAUAAAGGUGUGCAUCCGUUCUGCACUCGCAUCAUCCAAGUGCUCUCGGCGAUGGCGGCGCGAGAAGGUCGGGAUAGUGCCUUGCAGUACUUUGACCUCACACCCCCUAUGGCGGGUAUCAUGGUGCCCACAGUCCAACGAUGGUCAGGCAGCAGCUUUGCCUUUCACGCCUGGCUCUGCCUCAACAUGGACUUCCCCCAUAACCCUCAGGUGGACUUAAACAAACCUGCCAACUCGGUCCCACCAAGUCAACAUGACAUGGGAAAAGGACCACGCAGGAAGCAGCUAUACAGUUUCUUCACAGCUAGUGGAACUGGACUGGAAGCCUUUUUCACAAUGGAGGGUGUGCUGGUCGUAGCUGUUUGCACUAAGAAGGAUUACAUGGCUGUUGCAUUGCCAGAACUCCCACUAGCUGACUCACGCUGGCAUUCAGUUGCCAUAGUCCACAUUCAAGGCCGUCGUCCUUUUGGUCAGAACUUGGUCAAUAUCUUCAUUGAUGGAGAGUUGUCUAAAACAGCUCAGAUUCGCUUUCCAUCCUUAAGUGAGCCUUUUACUUCCUGCUGCAUCGGCUCUGCAGGCAACCGGACCACCACCACCACGACCUCGCCUAAUCUUUCCACAUCCCUUUCCUCCAGCCAAUCCCCUGAAUUUGCCUUUCCGGCCACCGCCCCCUCCCUAAUCCGCUCGCAGUCCUUUCCAGUCACCUUCUCAGGGGGCCGUUGGGGUUCUCUUAAUGACUCCACGGUGCAUACCAUCCCAGCGGGGCUGCAGGACACAGAGUGGGGAACACCCUCUUCCCUGGAUGGACUCCUGGGAACUGCCUUCAUCUGCCAUGAAGCUCUGCAGCAAGGCCAGACAAGAAUGUUGUACACUGCAGGCCCAAAUCACGUGCCCUUAUUCAAAGCAGAUGGAGAGUUGUCUGAUCUUAAUGGCAAACUUGUGCUCUACUACACUCCUCAGGCAUUCAAGAGUCAAAUAUGCUUAGAUUUGUCACCUAAUCAUCAAUAUGACGGACGUCUAACAGGACAUCGAGUCAUCAAUUGGGACAUUAAGGAUGCCAUCAAUGUGGUUGGGGGUAUAGGGGUUCUGCUGCCCCUCCUCGAGCAAGUAUGCGAGGAAGAGCAGGUGUACAACAGCGCUCAGGAGAUCUCAGAACUGCUCGGUCCAGAACUGACAUCAUCGCGAGGCCCGGCUGCCAUGCUGCUGCCACUUAAGUCUUCAGAAGCGAGACUGGAGAGGAAUAGUAUCGCGUCCUUCUUGCUGAUGAUGAAGAACAUGAUCCGUCGUCAUCCUGUCAAUCAGGAAAGCUUGCUGCAGUGCCACGGGCCUAGCAUCAUCGGCGCCAUGCUGAGCAAAGUCUCAGGCAGUAUGAUGGACAUGAAUGUUUUGAUUGCAUGUCGGCUGCUACUCGACCAGGUUUUUAACGAGGGAAAUGGGCCGCUUCUGCAGCAGUUCUACCAGCAUCUGCUCUUUGAUUUCCGCAUCUGGACCAGAAGCCAUUUUGCUGUUUGUCACGAUCAUGUCCAGUUCAUAUCGUCCGUGAUCCAUAAAGGAAAACAGCGCCUCAAGAGGAAAUAUGGAGUUCAGUACAUUUUGGAUACCAUUCGCACUUACUACAGCACAGAGAAGGACGGUGGCUGUCUUUAUGACGAGAAGCAGAUGAUUCAGACAUCUCUGUUCGCGUUGCUGAAAGACUUCCUCAAGUCUCCUACAGCUGAAGAACUCCACAGUGUCCUUGCUUACAUUGUGAGUGCGGGAGAUGAGCAACAGGUGGUAAAGGCCUUGGAUGUGCUCUAUGAGCUUUUGCGGAGCAGCCCUCCGCGUGAACAUGUGCAGGCUGUGCUGCUGGAGUGGGGAGUGGAACAACUUUAUAGUGUUCUUCUCAACCAAAGCUUUGGAGAUCGGGCUAGAGAGAUGGUCUUCAGAGUUUUGUACAAAAUCCUCAAGAGCGAGCGCGUGUCCGAGCGCAACAAGCAGCGCCUCAAACUAAAGGACUUCGGCUAUCUCGGUUUGGUGUUUUUCCUUGAAGACAUUCCUGUAACCAUGACUACUGUGCGCUGUCUGUACGAGCAGGUCCUUGCUACAGACUCGAGUCCGAACUUCAGAGACCUCCUGGCUGUAGUGUGUCUAUCCCACCGAGCUGACCUGGCAGUCCGCCUGGAUGUUUGCCGCAAGCUCUUUCACCUCAUCUAUACCGGCGAGGAUUACGUGAAGCAGCUUGCCAAGCAACCCGGUUGGCAAGAUGUUCUCACCAAGCUCUAUGUGAAGGAGUCCUACGAGUCUUACGCUGCCAGCAUCGCUGGCUCCAGUGAGGCAAACCUGAGGCCUACUUUGCGUCGAGACCAGAGUCUGCUAAUCGAGGAUGCUCGGACAGGGAUCUUUCUGAAUUACGGCACAUCGCAGGAAGAGGACGAUGACGAGGAAGAAGAGGAUGGCGGCCAGCAAGAUAUCUCAGAAGGAUACUCUGAUUUAUCCCAAUCGCCGCUCGGUGGACUGGGAGGCCAGCUGAAGAGCUUCAAAUCAUUCGAUUCUGCAGACCAAGAGAGUCACUCGUCCUCCCGCUCCAAUUCCAUGGUGGUCGAUAUUGCUUCAUCCCGCUUUGAUGAGGAAGGGAGAGAUUACCAGCCCUUCUCACCGUAUGGAAUGUCGCCGCCUUUUGAUUUGGAGCUAGGUAGUUUAGGGGAAAUGAUCACCCCAGCAGGUAGCCUCUCAAACACUCCAUCCCCUCUGGAGCACAGCAAACCCUUUCCACCGCUUAGACCCAGAAAGAGUUCCAGUCUAUCUAACGUUCUGGACCACACCAGCUACGGAACGGACCCUCCCACAGGAGACACUAUCUCUAACACGUCCAACCCACAGCAGACACCAGAAGAGGAGCUCUGCAACCUGCUCACCAACAUUAUCUUCUCCGUGCUUUGGUGCGGCAGUGGGGCGGAGGGGCCCGAGGACGUGAUUUGGAGAGAGAGGGGGCAGGUGUUUUCUGUUCUCACUAAACUGGGUUCUUCCUGCCAACUCGUUCGUCCGCCUGAUGACAUUAAGCGCAGUCUGCUGGAGAUGAUGCUGGAAUCGUCUUUGUCCGACCUGAGGGAUGCCCAGGGAUUGUACCUGCCCUUUUGUCCCAGUCUAGUGAGACUCCUCAGGCUACUGCAGGACUUCCUCUUUUCUGAGGGGACCAAUAAUCAUACGCUAUGGAGUGAAAAGAUCUUUGAGGGGGUGGUAAACCUACUGGACAAGUUGCAGGCCUGGCACACCACCCCUGGCAGCCCCGGCAGCACCGAACUCAAGGAGAUGUCCCAGAUCGGCCUGCGCAUCAUCACCGGUUAUAUCCAACAGCAGCAGUCACAGGUUUGUGUGAUGGCUUUCGUGAAGCUGCAUAGCCUUCUGCAGACAGUGUUGUGUCUCAGCUGGGAGGAGGUCUGCUUCUUGCUUGGACGUAUUGGUGUCCCCUUGUGGCCAGAAAAAGAUGCAAAAGGGAGCAACAACACUGAGCAUGCAGAGAUGUUCGCCCAAGUGGUCCCAGUCGUGCGUGCUCUUCUGGACCAGCACGCAGACCCAGUAACGGUCCAACAGCUGCUUCCUAGUCUGCCUAUCACUAAUGGCAGCACCACCUUUGCCCAGGAUCUGAAGGCCUACUGCCACACACUAGAGUGGCAAAGCUUUUACCAGCAGCAGGUUCAACCCACAAUGGAGCAGUAUGAGCUGGACACAUUUGGCCGAAGUCACGACAUCAUGUCCAAUUUUUGGAAUUCCUGUUUCGAUGACCUCAUGAGUACAGCCUUCCGUCGCGACAAAGACAGAUCAGACAGCAAAGCAAAGUUUCAGGAAUUGAUCGUCGAUCCCUACCUGAAGCGUGUUCGAAGUGAGAACGGACGCUACGUCAGCUGGCAAAAGCAGAGCUCUAACCACCAGGGGGUGGUGUGGCAGCACUGGAAGGCCCUGCGAAGGCUCUUGACCAGCGAGAGAGCAGUGUGGGCCAAGAAAAUCCAGCCUGAAGUCAAAUGGAUGCUGUCCAGUGCGGAGACGUAUUCCAAAAUGCGUCUCAAACUUGUUCCCAACCACCACUAUGACCCCCACACCGAGGCCAGUGCCCAAAGGGACAACAUGGGCGUGGACAGUCCACGUUCUGAGCCGCUCCCUUUGGCUGUAGCCAAAGAAGCCAAAGUAAGCGAUAUGGAGGAUGACCAGUUAGGAGAAGAGGAUCUUGUCUUUUUAAACAACAACGUUGAGGUCGAAGAUGAGAGCCAAAAAGAAAAGCUGGUUUUAUCCGAAGACUGUGAGCUCAUCACUAUUGUAGCCAAGGUUCCCGGUCGCCUUGAGGUUACCACGCACCACCUUUAUUUCUACGACGGCAGCAUUGAGAAAGAGGAAACAGAGGAAGGAAUUGGUUUUGACUUCAAACGGCCUCUGUCUCAACUCCGAGAAGUCCAUUUGAGGCGCUACAACCUGCGUCGUUCUGCACUGGAGCUCUUCUUCAUCGAUCAGGCUCACUAUUUCAUCAACUUUAAGAAGAAGUUGCGUAAUAAAGUCUAUUCAAGGAUUCUGGGGCUGCGCCCUCAUAAUCUGUUUUACUUUGGAUCCCGAUCACCCCAAGAGCUGCUGAAGGCAUCAGGCCUCACACAGAAAUGGGUCUUCAGGGAAAUAUCCAAUUUUGAAUAUUUGAUGCAACUCAACACCAUUGCUGGGCGGACUUACAAUGACCUAUCGCAAUAUCCUGUGUUCCCCUGGAUACUCUGUGACUACACCUCCCCUGUUCUGGACCUGGAAGAUCCGUCAGUUUUUCGAGACUUGUCCAAACCUGUCGGUGUGGUCAACCCUCGCCAUGCACAGGCCGUCAAAGAGAAGUAUGAAAGCUUUGAGGACCCAGCGGGCACUACUGACAAAUUCCACUAUGGCACACACUACUCCAACGCAGCAGGAGUCAUGCACUACAUGAUCCGCAUGGAGCCUUUCACCACGUUGCACAUACAGCUGCAGAGUGGCAGGUUCGACUGUGCAGACCGACAGUUCCACUCGGUGGCAGCAGCCUGGCAAGCUCGCAUAGAAAGCCCAGCUGAUGUCAAGGAGCUUAUACCGGAGUUCUUCUACUUUCCGGAAAUCCUGCAGAACAUGAAUGGCUUCGACUUGGGAUCCUUGCAGAUAUCGCAGGAUCCAGUGGAGGAUGUUCUGUUGCCCCGGUGGGCCUCUUCAAGGGAAGACUUUAUCAGAAAGCACAGGCAAGCUCUGGAAAGUGAGUAUGUGUCGUGUCAUCUGCACGAGUGGAUUGACCUGAUCUUCGGCUUCAAGCAAAGAGGAGAAGAGGCAGUGAAAGCUCUGAAUGUCUUCUACUACUGUACCUAUGAAGGUGCUGUAGAUUUGGAUGCCAUUGCUGAUGAGACAGAGCGCAAGGCACUUGAAGGCAUGAUUAGCAACUUUGGACAAACGCCUUGCCAACUCCUGAAGGAACCUCACCCGCCACGUAUGUCGGCUGCAAACGCGUCUCGGCGGCAGUCACGCCUGGACUCUGUCCCGGUUAACAUCUUCGAUCACCUCGAUAAGCUACGCUCAUUUGUGGAGGUUGUGAGUGAUGGCAUCCCUCUGGUCCAAGCGGUCGUACCAAAGAACCAGAACCGGUCUUUCCUCAUACCUGGUUCAGAUGUACUGGUGACAGUGAGCUUAAAUGGGUUAAUAGGAACACACAGCUGGCUGCCAUAUGACAAGAACAUUGCCAACUACUUCACCUUCACCAAGGACCAAACCAUUGCUAAUCUUAAGACACAGCGUUUUGUAGGCGGGCCUUUCUCUUCCGACGUGGAGCUCAGUGCUCAGGUUUUGGUUGUGUCGAAUGAUGGGCGUCUGCUGUUUAGUGGCGGACACUGGGACUGCAGUCUUAGGGUCACGCAGUUGGGCAAAGGCAAACUCGUGGGCAGGAUCUGUCGACACAUUGAUGUUGUCACAUGCUUAGCUUUGGAUCUAUGUGGUAUCUACCUCAUCUCUGGCUCAAGGGAUACAUCUUGUAUAGUGUGGCAGGUUCUACAGCAGGGUGGCUUUUCGAGCACGUUGUCUCCUCGACCUGUCCAGGUGCUAUGUGGACAUGACCAGGAAGUCACCUGUGUGGCCAUCAGCACAGAACUGGACAUGGCGGUCUCAGGCUCAAAGGAUGGGACCGUAAUCGUGCACACAGUCAGACGAGGUCAGUACCUGAGGACAUUGAGGCCUCCAGGUGAGCCUUCCCACAUCUCUAAACUCCAGGUUUGCAUGGAGGGUCACGUUGUGGUGCAGACAUCGCGGGGGGAGCAGUCCAAUAGAAUGAAGGGCAAGGACUCCAUCCAUGUUUACUCUGUCAACGGCUGCCUGUUGUCUUCCUUCACCACCGAGGAGCAGGUGUGUGCCUUGCACCUGGUGUCUGAAUACGUCAUCCUGGGCACCAUGCAGGGCAGACUACAUAUCCGCCACCUGUGCAGCCUGGAUGCUGCAGUCCCACCAUUGGCCUUGAAAGUCCCUGUGAGAAGCGUGUUUGUCACCAAGGAAAGCAGUCACAUCCUGGUGGGCCUGGAGGACGGGAAGCUGAUAGUGGUGGGGGCGGGAAAGCCGGAGGAGGUUCGCUCAGGGCAAUUCUCUCGCCGCCUGUGGGGGUCCACACGCCGCAUUUCUCUAGUGUCCGCCGGCGAGACCGAAUACAACCCCGUCGCCGAGAGCGCCGGCAAAUGA